Molecule: messenger RNA, 1071 nt
Organism: Penicillium taxi
Lineage: Eukaryota; Fungi; Ascomycota; Eurotiomycetes; Eurotiales; Aspergillaceae
Exons: 2
Coding region: 1-1071 (356 amino acids)
Biological process (GO): mitochondrial respiratory chain complex I assembly
Cellular component (GO): mitochondrion
Molecular function (GO): S-adenosylmethionine-dependent methyltransferase activity
Source: RefSeq, a predicted model, not a curated record
AUGAUUUCUCUCCACACGACUCGCACCAAUCUUCCGCGGCGAUGUCUCCCUACGUCGUGGAUGGUUCGGACAUAUGCUAGCCAGACUCCAGGCAAUCCCACGAUGGAAGUCUUCAAUCGGAAGACCAAGCAACUACAAAAGGAGCGCGCAGCCCAAAAUGUCGAACAGAGCCGGAGAGUCGACUACUUGAAGGACGAAAUGGCAAUGCGGUUAUGCGAUCGGUUGCUGGAUAUCAAGCGCAAAUUCCCCCAUAUUCUUGACCUCGGCGCAAACAGUUGCAAUAUCGCACGAACAAUGACAAUGCCAGACAUCGACUCGGCAGUACCGGAGGGCACAUCUACGCCACCACUUGCAGAGCGGAUCUCGAAAAUUACUUGCGUUGAGAAUUCACGGGCACUGCUUCACCGGGAUGAAGAGCUCCCCUUCAAUAAGGAGAUCGAUAUCCAAAGGGAUGUCAUUCCAGAUAUGGAGACGCUACCCUACGAGCCAAAUACAUUUGACGCUGUGGUAUCCUCGCUAUCGAUGCAUUGGAUCAAUGAUCUCCCCGCUUUGCUAAGCCAAGUCAACACAAUCUUGAAGCCGGAUGCCCCAUUUAUUGCAGCGAUGUUCGGCGGGGACACCUUAUUCGAGCUGCGGGGAUCAUUGCAGCUGGCGGACCAAGAGCGGCGCGGUGGAGUGAGCCCCCAUAUAUCUCCACUAGCGGACGUGAAGGAUAUCGGAGGCCUACUGAACCGAGCCGGUUUCAAGAUGCUGACUGUCGAUGUCGAGGAUAUCGUGGUUGAGUUCCCAGAUACUUUUGCUCUGAUGAAAGACCUACAGGCUAUGGGCGAAAGCAAUGCCAUUUUGCACCGCGAGGCCGGUCCCUUAUCUCGCGAUGUACUACUAGCCAACGAGGCUAUUUACCGGGCUAUGCAUAUGGAGGACGGUGCGCCAGGCAUCCCAGCAACAUUCCGGAUGAUAUUUAUGAUCGGAUGGAAGGAGAGUGAAACUCAGAGGCAGCCGCUAGCACGUGGUAGUGCUGAUAUAAACCUGCAAGAUAUCCUGGGAGAUAGCAAUUUCCAAAGGCCGUGA